This is a messenger RNA of Volvox carteri f. nagariensis, 1167 nucleotides long. RefSeq lists its product as uncharacterized. The transcript is spliced from 8 exons. Lineage: Eukaryota; Viridiplantae; Chlorophyta; Chlorophyceae; Chlamydomonadales; Volvocaceae. The record is from RefSeq and is a predicted model, not a curated record. Bases 1 to 1167 code for a protein of 388 amino acids.
AUGGCUGUCGAGCAGCUUCCGGCCGACCUCUGCUUCUCCCAGCGUUGGAGGUACAGCAUCAGGAAAGAUCUGGUCUUCAAGAGGAAGAACUUUGGCAGAACGUUUAGCUGUCGCCACGCCUCUACCUCUCCUCUCUCCACUUUCCACAUGCCACCGGUGCCGUCGAGAGCACUGCCACCUCCACGAGCUUGGGGCCCUCGUGACGCACGAGCGGGUCCUGGAGCCACCAACGCAGACGCCGUCGACAAAGUGUACCGCCGCCGACUGCGGCUACGGCUCGAUUCCCGCGUCGUCGGCGCCUGGAGUGACCCGACGGACACGUCGCAGGCCACGGAGGCGGCAGCAGCGUCCGCUGCUUGCGCACCCGUACCCGUACCCGUACCCGGCAGGUGCGGCGACGACUCCCCCGGUCCGCUUCCUUCCAAUGAGCCUCCCGUGGACGACGGGGACUUCAGGAGAACCGUCGUGGUGGUCACUCCGGCGGUUGAGGCAGAAUCGCCGCCGGCGGAGGCGGCGGGCACCCAGUCCAGCGACGGCGGCGACAGCGACGGAUGCUGCUGCCACAACCGAGCGUUGACGACUAGCGACCGCGAUUGCGGCGGCCCCUCGCUGUCCAUUCGUACCCGGACGAAGGGCAACCGACGAUGCAGCAGCAUCAGUCCAGGUCCAGGAGAGGACCGACUCCGUAGCGCAGCGCCAAGAAAGGCUCCGGCGCUGCUGCCGCUGGCGGCGGCAGCGGCGGCUGCGCCAGCUCCGCCGGCCGCCACGGUUUCACUGAUUCCCGACCGCAUCUCGGAGGGGUCUCCAGCAGCGGCAAGCGCAGCGGCGCGGAACCGCGAGGCGCCGCCUGCGGCGACGCUUGAUCAAAAAAUGCCAGAGCACGUCCCCGCCUUGAAGUCAAACUUGGAGAUCCGUUGUGGCUGUGGCUAUGGCUACGACUGCGGCUUUGAGUAUGGCUGUGUGUAUGGCUGUGCGUACGGCUGGAAAGGCUGCCCCGCCUUGUCCAAAAGUAAAGCCACUCGUCGUACGACUGCACGGCGCUGUUGGUACCGCGACGGGGACGAGCGCAUCGCCACGAGGUCGGCGGCUGUGGAGCUUCGGGUCGAAAGCGGCAGCGGCGUCAAGACGCCGUACACAUUGAUGUACGACGGCUGCGACAGCGCCUGA